UAUUGCUUGUACUGACCUUAUCUUACUUGAUGCUUGUAACGCAAUAAUCUGGUUCUUACCAAUCCGGCGUAUUGUGAACAAAAAGCUAUAUGCAGAUAUUGGCAAAUGUCGCAAGUCCAGCGGUCAUAUAGUAUCUCCAGCGAUAAGACUGCAUGGAAAAAAUACACAUCCCAAAACCCAGAUAAGGAGCAAUAUAAAAACCCAUGUGUCCGAGCAAAAGCCAUCAUUCAGAUCAUCCUGUUCCGAGCUGAAAAAUGCAGUGUGCCGCCCUUUUGGUCUUGUCCGCCCUCGCUUUGGGCAGCGCUGUGCCCAUUGGCUCAGUCUAUGACUACGGUUACGCUCCCUACCACAAGGACUACGCUAGCGAUUACGUCAAGGAUGCGAUCUACGGUCAUGGUGCCUAUGGACACCCUUACUACGGCAAGCACUUCGCAGGAGUCCAUGAUAUUGAUGACGUUUACCACCAUGCUGUCCAUGCUUGGCCAGUGCAUGACGUCGCCAGCCAUGUGGGAGAUGAUCUUCACAAGAAAUUGUACGUAAAGGAAAGACAAUGGGAAGAUGACAAACACCUGGACGAACAACACAGAAUUCAGCACAUCCACUUGAAACAAGAACAGGAACUGCUACAUGAACAGCAACACCAGCAGCACAUGCAAUUGGAACAUCAGAAAGCAGCUUUGGACCAUCUGCACCACGUCCAAGAACAGGAAAUCCACGAUCAGAUGGAGAGGCUGGACGACCAGCAGUUCGCCCAGAAGGUGCAGCUGGAUGAACUCCACGCCGUUGAAGAUGCCAAGGUGGCUGCCCACUCUGCCCACCCAGCUUUCUUGCGCGAUUAUGAACACCCAUACAGCUAUGGACACGGUUACGCCGCACUGCACAGCUACGGACACCCUUAUGCGGCCAUGCACAGCUAUGGACACCCUUACGCCGCAAUGCACAGAUAUGAACAUCCUUACGCUGGAUUGCACAGCUAUGGUCGCCCUUACGCUGCAUUGUACGGCUAUGGACAUCCUUACACCACCGCUGCUAGAUGGGGACCAUACGCUGCCACAAAUACUGUCCAUCCAUGGGCCAUUCAUCAUGAAUGUCCUGAGUGUCACCACUAUCUUUAUUAAUUUGUAAGAUAAUGUAUGUCGACUGAUUCUGAUUUAAGGACAUAAAGCAAUAUUUCUUAAACUUAUUGUGUAUUCAUAUGCUUUGAUACCCAGCCAUUCACAACCUUUCAACUGGCAAUGAUCCUUGUGCUGGUUUCUUAAACAUUCUUUAACUUGGUUUCUCAUUUUCCCCUAUACUUUGUUGUUGGUAGAUGCGGCAAAUACA
This is a messenger RNA of Acanthoscelides obtectus, 1323 nucleotides long. The record is from the annotation of a GenBank genome assembly. Lineage: Eukaryota; Metazoa; Arthropoda; Insecta; Coleoptera; Chrysomelidae.